AAUGAUGACGAAAUUCCCACGGGUGUAUUCGCAACUCUAGGCCAAUGCUACUCCCCCAGAUGUACGGCAAAAAAUCAAUGCUACAGUCCAAUUUGUUCACGUUUGCCGGGCCAAGUAAGUCUUGAAAAGCAUCCAAGAAUAUUUUUAAGCCAAGCGAACAAAAAAAGAAGAAGAGAAAUAAGACCAAUAUAUCGAAAAGAACGUCUUUGGGUGGUUUCGGUAACCAAAGAAAUAUUUGAUAAUACCAGUACUGAAGAUCGAAAGAGACAAGAGAAUAUUUUUGAAUUGAUUUACACCGAGAAUGAUUUUGUCGAUGAUCUUAAUUAUCUCCAAACCUAUUGGAUUACUAAGAUACUAGAUAUCGAUUAUGGUACCGAAGAAAGUCGCAAGAACCUUGUAAAUGAUUUGUUUUCAAAUAUCAUGGAAAUCUAUGACAUCAAUUCAAAACUCGCGGCAGAUUUGUCAAAGAGACAGGGUGAAUCUCCUGUUGUGAACCGAAUAGGAGACGUUAUGCUAAAGCAUGUCACAAAUUUUGAGCCAUUUGUCAAAUACGGAUCCCAGCAAAUGAUCAGUAAAUAUAAGCUGGAGACCGAGAAAGCCAUUAGUCCAAUAUUUUCGAAAUUUGUGGAGGAUACUGAACGAUUGCCAGAAUCACGCAAGCUUGAACUCAAUGGUUAUCUGACUAAGCCUACAACUCGGCUUGGCCGCUACAAUUUACUUUUAAGAGAAAUCCUUAAACACACACCGAAAGACCAUCCUGAUCAAGUGGAUAUUCCACAAGCAAUGACAAUCAUUGCAGGAUUUUUGAGUAAAGUUAACGAAGAAGCAGGAAAGAAAGAAAAUGAAUUUAAUCUCGAAAUGCUCAAUGAGAAAUUCUCAUUGAAGUAUGCAGACGAUCUGCAAGAGCUGGAGCUUCGAUCUGAAGAACGAAGAAUGAUUAUGAAGGGCUCUUUGAAAAGAAAAGGCACAGGCCCAGAAUCGUCGGAUAUGCAGGUUUACUUGCUUGACAACUGUUUAUUUAUUACAAAACAAAAGUAUGUCCAAAAUAUAGAACAAUAUAAAAUCUACAAAAAGCCUAUUCCUCUAGCCCUGUUGGUUAUAUUCUUACCAGACCAAGCCAAGAAGAUUCCCUCUAUAUUACCCUAUGGGCGUUCCAGUACUGGAGGGUCUGUAACUACAAAUAAUAUCGAAGUGCCAGCACCGACCAACAACAAGAGUGGGUAUCCUAUUGUUUUUGUCCAUUUGGGUCGUCAAGGGUUCGGACAAAUCACACUUUAUGCCAAUACUCUGCUUGCCCGCCGCCAAUGGGUACACAAGAUCGAACACCAAAGGCUUGCUUUGACUGAAAAACAGAAAGUGUUUGAUAUUAUCCCAAUAAGCGAACGGUUCUUCAACUCACUCAACAGGGUCAAUUGUGCCACAACAUAUGGUUCAUCUACUCUCAUAGGUAGUGACCAAGGCGUGUACUUAAAAAAAGAGAAGAAAGAAGACGAGCCAGUGAGGGUACUGGAAAUGGACAAAGUAUCACAAAUAGAAAUACUCGACGGGUACAACCUUGUUCUCGUCCUGGCAGACAAGAUCCUCUACACAUAUAGUCUUGACGCUCUAUUAUCUCAUGAUACUGGUGUCAAACGAGGUAGAAAGAUUAGCAAUCAUGUGUCAUUCUUUAAGUUUGGAGAGGUUAUAGAGAAAACUCUAGUUUGCCUAGUUCGUUAUAAUGCUAUGACCUCUACAAUUCGGGCGUUAGAGCCUCAUGCAAAUCCAGAACCCAAGAAAAAGAUGAAGCCUCAUUUGGGGAUAUUCUUGCGAGGAUCUACCGAAGGACUCAAAGCAUACAAAGACCUUUAUAUUCCUGGAGAGGCCACAUCGCUCCAGUACUUCAAGAACAUUAUUUGCGUAGGGAGUGCAAAAGGAUUUCAGAUGGUUAACAUUGGAUCUGCAAGAGUGCAGAGUGUAUUGGAUCCAAGUGAUGAAAGCCAUGAUUUCAUAUUACAAAGAGAGAGCCUUAGACCAAUUUCAAUGUUUCGACAUCCAGAUGGCACAAUAUUAUUAUGCUACAAUGAAAUUGCAUUCUACAUUGAUAAGAAAGGAAGACGUGUGAGAAGUGGGUGGAUGAUUAACUGGGAAGGAGCACCGACUGCUUUUGCUUUUCGGUUUCCAUAUGUAAUUGGAUUCGAUCCAAAAUUCAUUGAAGUACGACACAUGGAUACCGGUAAGCUUGUUCAAGUAAUCCCAGGUACUAAUAUCCGAUGCCUUAAUCCCGACCCCAUUGAUAUCAUUCACUGCGUAACUGAAGAUCGUUUACUGGGCUGCGAACUUGUGUUUGAGCUCAAGUUUGUGGGAACAUAA
Phycomyces blakesleeanus NRRL 1555(-) is the source of this 2349-nucleotide messenger RNA. RefSeq lists its product as hypothetical. The transcript is spliced from 11 exons. Lineage: Eukaryota; Fungi; Mucoromycota; Mucoromycetes; Mucorales; Phycomycetaceae. The annotation marks the transcript as partial. The record is from RefSeq and is a predicted model, not a curated record. Gene Ontology annotation, molecular function: guanyl-nucleotide exchange factor activity.